Kogia breviceps (pygmy sperm whale) is the source of this 4888-nucleotide messenger RNA. The record is from RefSeq and is a predicted model, not a curated record. Lineage: Eukaryota; Metazoa; Chordata; Mammalia; Artiodactyla; Physeteridae.
AGGUCAUGACAGAUGAUUUCAUUUCAACCCUAUCCCUACUCAUCCAUGAGGAAAACUGAAGACUUUAAUAACAAACCCUCCAAGGUCAAAAUGAACACAGAUAGCGGUGGGUGUGCUCGCAAACGUGCUGCCAUGUCUGUUACAUUAACAUCUGUGAAGAGAGUUCAAAGUUCUCCAAACCUAUUGGCUGCAGGGCGUGAUUCUCAGUCACCGGACUCAGCAAAAGGUUUUAGAAGCGUUCGACCAAAUCUACAAGAAAAAAAAUCACCAACUCAGGCACCCCUUCCACCACCCAGAAAAGAGAGCUUCUGUAGCUCCUUGAUAACCAGUCACACAAAGGGUGACAUUUUAGACCAAUUAGUAACUAACACACAAAUUCCCUCCUGUACAGAGUUCUUUACUAACAAAACACCUCUUCAGGGAACUAUGUAUUCUAAUGAUGAGUCCAGCCAGACAAUUGUAUAUUCUGAAGAAUCUAACACAACUGUGUCGUAUACACAAAAAAUCACUAAUCCACUACCACCACCUUCCAGCACAGGUCCCCCACCAAAAGCUGACAUGAGUACCCCAUUUCUACAAGAGGACUACACGCAAGAUUCUCAGACUCGGAGAAUCUCUACAUUGAAACUAAUCCAUAACCAGGAUCCAGGAAGUAGCAUCCUCUUUAAUCCUCCACAGUUUUCCAAAUCUGUUGAAGUACCAUCAUUUCGCAAAAGGCCUUGCUCACCACCCCCUAACCCAGUGCCUGAGAUACACACAGCAUCUCUUUCCAUUCAGAUAGCUCCGCUUUCAGGACACGAUCCUGAAAGCCACAAACAGCCACCUGAGCUUUCUCCAGAGACUGCAAAGAUACCUCUUCAGCCAGAGAGACAAAAACCUGCAGUUGCUGCGGCCUCUCAGUCCUCAGACUGCCAAGUGCUCGGAAUCCAGAACUUAACUGCCAAUGUGCUGGAGAGCCAGAUAACAGUGAAUGGAAACUCUGGAGGCACUGUGAGUCCACUGAGUUACUAUCAAAGGCCGUUUUCCCCUUCUGCCUACUCGCUACCAGGCUCACUCAACUCCAGCAUUAUCAUGCAGCAUGGCCGGUCACUUGAUUCCUCAGAGACAUACCCCCAGCACGCACAGUCUCUGGACGGCGGCAUGGGCAGCUCGAUACCCCUGUACAGAUCCUCAGAGGAGGAGAAGAGAGUGACAGUCAUCAAAGCGCCGCACUACCCGGGGAUCGGGCCGGUGGAUGAAUCCGGAAUCCCCACGGCAAUUAGAACGACAGUUGACAGGCCAAAGGACUGGUACAAGACCAUGUUUAAGCAAAUCCACAUGGUGCACAAGCCGGACGAUGACACAGACAUGUAUAACACUCCUUAUGCAUAUAAUGCAGGCCUGUACAACUCACCCUACAGUGCUCGGUCACAUCCUGCUGCCAAGACCCAGACCUACAGACCCCUCUCCAAAAGCCACUCCGACAAUGGCACUGAGGCCUUUAAGGAUGCUUCCUCUCCUGUCCCUCCCCCGCACGUUCCUCCUCCAGUCCCACCACUUCGACCAAGAGAUCGGUCUUCAACAGAAAAGCAUGACUGGGACCCUCCAGACAGAAAAGUGGACACAAGGAAAUUUCGUUCUGAGCCAAGGAGUAUUUUUGAAUAUGAACCUGGGAAGUCAUCCAUUCUGCAGCAUGAAAGACCACCCCCUCUCCCAACCACUCCGACACCUGUUCCAAGGGACCCUGGCCGGAAGCCUAUUUCUCUGUCACCAUAUGGAGAAGUAACUGGUAGCCCCUCCCCUCCGCCCAGGACCAGCAUUCCCACACCAAGCGCGUGCGCCCCGGCUCUCUCUCCCAUCUGGACUGAUCGCAUAAAUCCAGAUGACAUAGAUUUAGAAAAUGAGCCCUGGUAUAAAUUCUUUUCAGAACUGGAGUUUGGACGCCCGCCUCCUAAAAAGGCUCUGGACUAUGUUCAAGAUCAUUCUUCUGGUGUUUCCAAUGAGGCCUCCUUGUAUCAAUCCUCUAUAGACAGGAGCCUGGAAAGACCCACUAGUUCUGCAAGCAUGGCCAGUGACUUCAGGAAAAGGAGGAAGAGCGAGCCUGCAGUGGGGCAACCGAGGGGCUUGGGGGACCCAACUGCAAGCAGAACUAGCCCAGGUCGAGCAGACCUCCCAGGAUCAAGCACCACCCUGACAAAGUCCUUCAUUAGUUCUUCUCCUUCUUCCCCAUCAAGAGCAAAAGACCGUGAGUCCCCUAGAAGUUACUCAUCCACACUGACUGAUUUGGGGAGAAGUGUACCAAGGGAAAGAAGAGGAACUCCAGAAAAAGAGAAAUUGCCUGCUAAAGCUGUUUACGAUUUUAAGGCUCAGACAUCCAAGGAGCUGUCAUUUAAGAAAGGAGAUACUGUCUACAUCCUCAGGAGAAUUGAUCAAAACUGGUAUGAGGGAGAGCACCACGGGAGAGUGGGCAUUUUCCCAAUCUCAUACGUAGAGAAACUCACACCUCCUGAAAAAGCACAGCCUGCCAGACCACCACCCCCUGCCCAGCCUGGAGAAAUCGGAGAAGCUGUAGCCAAAUACAAUUUCAGCGCUGACACAAAUGUGGAACUAUCGCUAAGAAAGGGAGAUAGAAUUAUUCUUCUUAAAAGAGUUGAUCAAAACUGGUAUGAAGGUAAAAUUCCAGGAACCAACAGACAAGGCAUCUUCCCUGUUUCCUAUGUAGAAGUCAUCAAGAAGAAUACAACCAAAGGUGCUGAGGAUUACCCUGACCCUCCAAUACCCCACAGCUAUUCUAGUGAUAGAAUCCACAGCUUAAGUUCAAAUAAGUUGGCUUCCAGCGAACCAGUGCCCCCUCCCUUGCACAAAGCUUCAUGUGGCCCAGAUAAAGGAGCUCUCCAGGGAAUCACCCCAGGGUGGCUGUCCUUGACAGCCAAGUGUCCACUGGUAAAGCCUCUGGCCCCAACACUACCUUCUUUUCUGGACAACUUCUUGGACGAAUUAGAGGAGUUUGGUGCUUUAGUUUUACCUGCUGACCAAGCCAAACCAAAUACCCCAGAGGAGAUCACCCUUGAAAUUAAGGAGGACCCCUCUGUUGUCCUCUCAUUGCCGCCAGCAUCUGCACCUGUCAAGCCACUCUCCUCGCUGCUACCUCUCCCCCGCUUGGGUGUGACCUCAGCUGCAGCCCAGCCCCCUGAGGCGGCGCUGCUUCAGGAUUCCAGAAAGACGCCUCAAAACCAGUUUGCAGAUCUGACAACAAUGAGAAAGGGUUCUGCAGGCCCUGAAAAAGUACCUGAGGUCCUAGGUGAUAAGUUCGUGACCUCUGCACAUGCUAGUGUGGGUCCCUUGCCCCAAACCCUCCCCGUCAUUGGAGAAGAAGAUGAGGAAAUCUAUGAGGGGGUCAUGGCAGGUAUCCGAAGAGGGCCAGAAUCUCAAGAACCAGAUGCCUUGUGGUGUGGCCAUGAUGGCACAGAGGUGACACCACUCCUGCACAUGGAGGAGGAGGAAGAGGAGAGGGAAGCUGACUGCUCAAAAUUUCCAAUAGCAAUCCCCACAGACCCUAGGAGCCCUAAGGAAGACAGCAAUGCAGCAAAAACCAGUGAAGAGCCAUCUUCAUUUUCUUCGGGAGAUCGAACAUCUACAUCCUUUCCCAGCUGUCUGCUUUCCUCCCUUCCCUUUCAUACCUCCUUGGCCACUGUCUGUGACCUGGUCCCCACACUUUCUCAGCCUACCCAGCCCUCCUCAUCUCUGCUCCUCCCUAAAUACUCUUAUCAACAGGAGAUAAGCUCACCAAAAUUAAAGGCUGAUUUUAAAAGCGACCUACUUGUCUUGGGUAAGCCUCCGCGUAGCCCAGUGAUGUCCUGGAGAUCCUACAGCUCACCAGUCAGAGGGCUCAGCGGUUCCCACAGGCCACAGCGUCCUGUGUUUACUCAUGAAAACAUUCAAGGUGGGGGGGAACCGUUUCAGGCUCUGUAUAACUAUACUCCUAGGAAUGAAGAUGAGCUGGAGCUCAGAGAAAGUGAUGUCAUUGAUGUGAUGGAAAAAUGUGACGACGGAUGGUUUGUGGGAACCUCAAGAAGAACCAAAUUCUUUGGUACUUUUCCCGGGAACUAUGUCAAGAGGCUAUGAAUCACUCUCCCCAUUAUUUAUGCUGCAUUUCAGCACCACAUCUGCAUAACCUUGCCUGAAAGAUCUCCACAGGCCUCCUGCUGUUAUGCCUUCUGGUUUCCAAUAGAAGUCACCCACCAUCACCAUCUCCAUCUGCCACCAAUCCACCAGCAAUGGACCUGCCACCGCAGUGGGGAGAUUGGAGGAUUUGCUUCUGUGUGAAAGUGCAUAUUCCUGCCGUCUGCUCUGAACUUUGAAAAGUCAAUAUGUGGCAUCAGAAAGAAAAUCAUUAUACUUAAUAAGGGUUGAGUAGUUUAGGCUAAAAAGUAAGUGUCUCAAGGAGGCUCUCUUGUCCACUUUGGAAGAUGUUCUCCCCUCAGGCAACCAGAAGAUUGUUUAUUACUACUUGCUGGGGUUUGCAUUUUCACCUUCUUAGCUUGGCAGUAUAUUUUCCUUUCACGAGUUUGCCUAGUGUCCCGGUUUACACGAUAUGACAACUGUACUUCAGCUAUUGUUUGCCUGCACUUAUAUGUUGUAAUAUGCACAGUGAUUACAAAAUCUAAAGCGAGAGUAGGAAAGUUAAUUCGAAUGAGUGUGAUUUUGUUGAAUUGAAUGUGAGUUUCAAAUAGGAGUCUUCUGCAGGAUUUUUUUUUUUUGUACUUUUUAGAAGUGCAAACAAUAAGUGAAUAAGAGCCUUUGGUAAUAAUCAGGAGAAUAUAAGAGGUUUAGCUAGAUUACAGAAAACUAUUGUGUUGUAAAGUUGCAUUGCUAUUUUAUAUUAAAAUGUAAUAAUCAGCAUCAUGAA